Trypanosoma brucei brucei TREU927 is the source of this 1467-nucleotide messenger RNA. RefSeq names its product DNA polymerase sigma-like protein. The transcript has a single exon. Gene Ontology annotation, molecular function: mRNA binding; poly(A) RNA polymerase activity. The record is from RefSeq and is a predicted model, not a curated record. Gene Ontology annotation, biological process: RNA 3'-end processing. NCBI's taxonomy places the organism in Eukaryota, Euglenozoa, Kinetoplastea, Trypanosomatida, Trypanosomatidae. Gene Ontology annotation, cellular component: nucleolus; TRAMP complex. Bases 1 to 1467 code for a protein of 488 amino acids.
AUGAGCGCAAGCGACGGAGGGAGAAGCAGUAAAAGGAGCGGCAAUGGCUGGUCCCGCGUAAAAAGGUGGUCUGCCAACGUUCCUGCCACUUAUGUCGAAGGAACGCAGAUGUUAACCGUGGAUGGAGCCCAGCAAACAGCAGUGGUGAAUCCCUCCUGGAAUCGGGGCUAUAACCCUGCUGAUUGCGCGUGGACGAGAGAAGGUGGGCUCAAACGGCACCGUACAGGUGACAACAAUGCGGAGGAUCGAAGGCUACGCCACAAGUCCAAGAUGAGUACGCUGUGCCCCAAGACGGAACCGUUAGGAAGUAGCAACAUGCCAUUUGACUCGGAAGGUAUCCAUACUUUUGAUGAAGGAUUGCUUUCUUUCUUGGCAGCAGUUGCUCCCGAUGAGGAAGCGCACCGCAAGGCGAGAUUGGUUAUGCAUGAUGUAGCACAAACUCUAUACAACGUCGGCUUGCAAGUAGCACUUUUCGGUAGUUGGUCUACAGGCCUUUGUAUUCCAAGCAGUGACAUGGAUUUUGCGGCCGUUUCAGUGAUACCACAUGUUGCCGGCAGAACGAACAACUCCAAUAUGUUCCGGAGGAACUAUGAAUACGGCGGAAGUUGUGGUAUGGUGACAGAGUCUCUCUUUGCAAGUUUGAGUGAUCCACCAGAAUUUAAAAGAGAGCGGCAAAGAAAUUACUCGUUGGCACUGCGGACUGUGGCGAAGAGCAUGCGGUCUUCAAAUUCCUUCUGUAGAAUCGUUUGUAUUCCACACGCCCGUGUGCCACUUGUUAAGGCUGUCCAUUCCUGUGGGAAAGCAGUUGAUGUCUCAUUCCAGAGCGAUGGUCUGAAAACCACAGCUUUUCUACGUGAUGAGUUCAGAAGAGAAGAAUUCCGUCGAGCUCGGGGGCUCAUCAUGUUACUGAAGGCUCUGCUUGACAAGUGGGAGCUUAACGAUCCCAGUAAAAAUGGCCUCGGGUCUUUUCCCGUAUCUAUUAUGGUUCUGUGGUUUCUGCGGGAGGAGGCACCAAAGGAAUGCACUGGUGAGUCAGGGAAUAACUAUGCCACCCAAUUUGUUGCUCUUCUGAAAUACUACGGCACACAAUUUGACUAUUUGAAGGAGGGAAUUGACUAUGCUAAGGGCUGCACGUUCACAAAGACGUCAACGGAACUGUUUAUUGUGAACCCACUGAAACCCGGUGCCAAUUGUGCUUCAUCUGCGACACUGUUCGAUUCCCGUGUCGUGCCGAAUCUGCGUGAGGCAUAUAGAGACCUUUUACCACUUCUUAAACCCAAUGUUACCGCGUGUUUGAUCGAGAGGACUCUUGGUAGAGUAUUUGGUGUUUCGCAGAAAGCCUUGAGCAGAGGCAAGGCAAUGUGGAAACACCGGCAGGACGCUCGUGCCUACGUUGGAGGCGCAACGGCGCAGCACCAGUGGGAUGAAUUGACAAACAUGUACGUAGGAAAUCCCAUUGGGGUGUAA